AUGUUUCGUCUUGCGGGAUGGCGGCUCGCCAUCGUCGUGUCGUCGCCGCUGUUGCAGAAGAGCAAAGUGAGCCAGGCGUCGGCAGAGACAACAACGACACAGCCCUCCACGCGACGCAUCGGCACCGUCACGACUUUCAAGCACCGCCGCGGCUACGGUUUUCUCCGAGAGUUGGAAAUGACCGCCACAAGCAGGGCCACCAAGGCCGCCUCCAGCACCACAGAAGCAGAAGCAGCAGCAGCAGCGGUGGCGUCGGGGAGUGACGCCACACACAGCUUCUUUUUUCCUCGUUCUUCGCUUGACGGCGGCUUCUUUCUGAUGGAGGGGCAAUCGGUUGCAUUUGACGUGCGGCUCGUGCAGCCAAACAAGAAGCUCGCGGCGCGCCUCGGCGAGGUGAAGGGAGCAGAGGCGACAUCGGUGGACUCCGCUGAGGAUGGUUUGCAAAAGAUGCUCUCUGUUGCCCACCGAAUCCGCCUCUACGACACAGCAACAAAUAAGGAGAAGCCUGUCACGCCCAUCACGCUGUACGGCUGCGUGGAGAACUGGGACUCGCUCGCCGGCACUGGUGUCAUUGCUGAAUUGGACCUCAGCGGCACUCUGCACGACGAUGCCCCGCGCUUCACUGUGAACCUCGAGGAUUUGGACCUCGGCGGCCGCGCGGAGCUGCGGAGCGGGCUAUACGUGCGCUUCUGCCUCGAGGGCCGUGACCGCACGGCGGCACGCCGUGUUAUUAUCGACCGGGAUGCGGAACGUAAGCGCGCAGCGCAGCGCAUCACCAGCGACGGCACCAGCAGCGGUGCCGAAAUCAGAAGCGGUGAACGCGGCUGCGGCACAGUGCGGGAUAUUGUCGAGGGCCGCUUUGGCUUUGUGGUGCUGGACAGCUCAGGCGACUCGAUCUUCUUCCACAUGAGCAACGUGGAGGGUGACGUCAAGCCGGGGGACACUGUCUCCUUCGUGCUGCGCGAGGUGACGCAGGGGAAACACGCGGGGAAGCGGACAUGCAUACACGUGCAGAAGUGCGCUGUCCGGUCUGGCGCGGCGGCAGGCAAAAGCAGCGGUCAGGGUUCGAAGGGCUCAACUGGCCUUGAUGACGAUGACGAGUUUGAAUUGUUGGACUAA
Trypanosoma grayi is the source of this 1119-nucleotide messenger RNA. RefSeq lists its product as hypothetical. The coding region runs from base 1 to 1119 and encodes 372 amino acids. Lineage: Eukaryota; Euglenozoa; Kinetoplastea; Trypanosomatida; Trypanosomatidae. The record is from RefSeq and is a predicted model, not a curated record. Gene Ontology annotation, molecular function: nucleic acid binding. The transcript has a single exon.